AUGUCGUCACUUGAAUGUAUAAUUUGUUUGGAAGGCUACAGUAAGUUUAAGAUUUUUCUUGAUUUUUCGAUUAAGAAUUUCUCGAAUUCAGAUCGAAGAGAAAAAAGACCGUGUAUAGGAACUUGUGGGCAUUCGAUUUGUGAGCAAUGCAAACAUCGUAUGACGUAAGUUAAAAUAAUUUUCGAAGUAAAGUUGUGAAAAUUUUUUUUCUAGAAGCUCAAAAUGUCCGCAAUGUCAACGAGAAGAAGCUUUUGCCUUAACUACGAUAAAUUGGCAAGUAUUGGGUACGUUUUUCAGAUUUUUUUUCAGUUUUUCGGUUCAUUUUCUCAUUCGGAUUUGGUUUUUACAGAUCUGAUGAAAAUCGAUUAUGGGAUGGCAAGGGUACCGCAGGUUAUGGAUUUUCUGUGCUUGUUGCACGUUUUUUUUUCAUCUUCAAGCCCUUUAUAUCUGAGGUAAUGAUAUUUUUAGAGAGCGGAUGAGAUUUGCUCUGAAUGUGGUUCACAUGCCAAGAAACUGCGAAUUUGUAUUCCGUGUGCUGAAAAGAGAAAGUAUUGUGAGAAAAAAUAAUGAUGGUUCCUACGCUUUGGACAUUUCGAAAAGCGAAUUUGUCGAUCGUCCUUUCGAAGAGGUGAAUAAUAAUCUCCUUCUCAUUAUUGUGUUAAUCUUGGAUAAAUAUUCGCGAUUUUUCAGGCAUUGAGGGUCGCAAUUUGUGGCGACUGUGCUUUGGACGGCUUCCACAAGGAUCAUAGGAACCACAAGCUUCUGAGCACAUUAAAAGUAGUAACAGCGUCAAAUUGAAAUAAAUCAAUUUCUUCAGCAAGGUAUCGAAGGCGAGUUGACGAAACUGGAAACGCGGAAGCUUCAGAAGGAGAUGAAUGCCAACCUUAUUGAUUUCCAAAAUCGUUGUGCUAGCGAUUUAGAAGGCCUUAUGGAUGUAAGUUUAUUGAAGAUUUUCUUUCAUAAUAUUUGGUUCCAGUCUUUCAAUGCGUAUGUUGACGAAGGCUUCAAAUUGUCACCUGAUGAGUUAGUAACACACGUAGAAAAUUUGAAAAUAACGAGAAGUGAACUGGAAAACGCGAUGGGGCCGGCUGAAGAAAUUUUCAACAAAAUAAGGGUUUUCUUCCUUUUUCUUUAUAUUUAAUUUCUCGUCCAAAUUCAGAAAAUUUCUGAAAGGAUUCACAUGCAAAAAAAAGACGUCAGCCGGCUGAAGAAGGCUUACAUCAGAACACCGGUAUUAUUUAAAUGAAAAAAACUUCUAUCUCGAUUCAAUUUAUUUCACAGAUCGAAAUUCAGCCUUCGGGACCCAUUCUCAUUGCAGGUUUUUUUUAAAUUUUUUUCUGUAUAUUUAAAUAGUUAUUUUUCAAGAUCGAAAACAAAGUGUCACAGAAGUUUUGUUAAUUGGAAAGUUCGAUCCUUCCACUAAAAAGUGGACUUCGAUUGGAAAAAUGCCGAAUAAAAAGUCAAAUUAUGCGGUUGCUUUUCAUCAGAACAAGGUAGGAUUUUCCGUUUCUGUUUUAUACUCAGUUGAUUUGAUGAUUCUGAAAACUUCUCAAUUUUUCUUUUCAUUUCCUUGAAAUUCGACUUUUUUUUUCGAAAUUCAAGAAUUUCGAAACUAAAUUUCACAAGUUUGCAUCAUGAUUGUGACGAAACGCCUUUUUUUCACCUAAUUUCAUAUGAUAUUCGAAUUUUUCCCCCGUUGUCAAAUCUUUUUUUUCACUGAGCAGAUUUUUUUUUUCAAGUGAUGAAUUUGAAAAUUACAGCAAUUUCCUCCCUACUUUUUGUUAAAAAUAAAAUUUCCUUCGAACAUCGGAAAAAAAGGGCAUUUUAAUCCAACAAGGAUUUUUUUUUCAGUUAAAAAAAUGAAAAUUUUGUUCUUUUUCUAUCACUAUUUUCUCUCUGGAACCUUUUAAAGCUAAACUAACAACUUUUAACAGAUCUACAUUGCUGGCGGCAUGUACAACGGAGCUUGGCUAGACGCAUUGGAAAUUUACAACAAGGAGAAGAAUUUGCGGAGAGAUGUCGGUAAUCCGGAGGGACAUCUCUCAUUCGUAGUCGUUUCAGGGGCCGAAGCUGAGACACGGCCGGACGAGGACCUCUGCCGGCUUUUUCAACGGCAAAAUGUUCGUUUGUGGCGGCUACGACGGCUCUUACAUGUCUUCUGUCGAAGUCGGUUCUUAUCGUUUUUUUCAUAAUACUGAUAGUUCGCUUCUGAUUCUUAGGGUCUUGUGAAAGUUAUUUGACAGUAAGAGAAUUCCUUCUAUUUUGAAUAGAAUUCGCACCAAAUGAAAGAAAAGUAUGAGAAAGGGAAUGAAAACAGAUGUUAGAAAAAAAAAUCAUGGGAUUUUUUUUUUAGUUUAUCAGCUUGAAAAAUUUACGACUAAAACUUCGAGCCACCGAAAAAUUAAAUCGCGCUUACUUUUAGCGCUCCUUCUGUAGAUUCAACGAGCGUUUCAUAAGUACCGUAUAAAUUAUCAAAAUUCUCGAAUUUUUGAACUUGAAAUGAAUAUUUUAGAAUUUUUUCCAAUGUCAGUUACGUCCGAAAGUUAGGACCAAAAUGUCUCUUUUCAAAAACUAUUACGAGAACUUCUGCUCUCCCUUUUUCAUUUUGACAGAUUCAUAGUGAGUGCGUGGCUUUUUUAAAUUUUUUUUUUCUUGGCGUUUUUUGUGAAAGUUUUCUCCGUACGUUUGUCUCAUAAGAGUUUUCGAAAUCUCAUCGAAAAUUUGUAGGCAAGCACGGUUAUUCCAAAUUUCCAUUUAAAACGUACAUCAGUGCAUUGAGAGGAAGUUCAAGGAAUGUGCGCUGUAUAGCGAAAAUUUGUAGAUUUACGAUCCGGACGAAGACAAGUGGAGCGAAGGUCCUCCGUUGAAUCGCUGCCGUGCCGAUUGCUUUGUUAUUUCCUAUACCGGAGACCUUUUCGGUGAAUACUCUGAACUUAUUUCUUUUUUUUUCCUGAAAUUCCAACUUUUUGAAUCGAAUUCUUGCAGUUAUUGGAGGCUACAAUGGUAAAGAGUAUGAAGAUAAAAUCGAGAAACUGAACUUUGAAAGCAGAAAAUGGGAAAUUGUGGGUUUCAUCUUUCUUCCCCAUCCAGAUUAUUUUAUUUUUCAGGUCGCAGAAAUGCAAGGAAGUAGGGCCGGUUUUUCAGCGUGCGUUUUCAGAAAAAGAAUUUACAUUGCAGGAGGAUGGAGGUUAGUUUUUCCCUUUUAUGGAAUUUCUGAGGAAAAAAAUGUCCGAGCGAAAGUUGCGCUAUUUUGUAUCAGCUCAAGAUUUCAUUAGAAACAAAGAAAGAAAGAGUCAAGAAGAAGAAUUCCAUUUCACGAAAUACAGCGAUACAAUUUUUUAAUAGUUGAUAACAGGAAAUUUUUGAAUGUCGAUUGAAAGUAUGUUUUGUUUCAUCUAAAAUAUUUUUUUUUUGUUUAGGGAUUCUUCGGAUACACAUCGACUUAAUUUAUUGUUUUUUUUUGGCUUUUUAAUCCCUUUGAACUAUUUUAAAAUAAUGAUAAAACAACGUUCAAAGUUUUUAAGGCUGAAAAAAUGUGAAAUUUCAGUUAAUUUUGUAAGAGUUUGAAGGGAACAAGAAUUGCCGCGGUUUGCUACUUUCGCUUUGUUUGACGAAAACAAUUCAGCAACUCGAGCAACACACUGAAGACGGUGCGCAGCUUCGACCCGAUGACGAACACAUGGCGAGAAGAGCCGUCGAUGAACAAGGAUCGCAAAUACUUCACGAUGCACUCCACCGAGGAAUCUCUGUUCGCGAUCCGCGGCUGCGCCGACAACUGGAGCGUGAUCCAAGAGGUGGAGGAGCUGAAGGUCAAUGCCACACAGUGGAGCAUCGUUUCAUGAUUUUGCCUUCUCUGUCACCUUUCUAUGAAUGUUUCACAUGGGUUUGAUAACAUUCUGAGAUUUACUGAAGCGCUGGGAAAGAGUGGCGCUUGUUCGUCGUGAUUCUCGAUUAGCGCCGAUGGUUCACUUGAUCUCGCUGCAUUCAUUCAAAAUUUAUCCGUUUAUUUUUUCAAACAAAUUCAUCAAACUUUCGAAGUAUACGGGUUCUGCUCUAAAUGGCUUACGAGAGCAACUAUAGGUCGUUCCGCGCCAGUUUUCACGAUUUUCAGUUUCCUCGGGGCUGAAGAACCCUUUUCGGCGCCUCGCUUCGAUGCUCUCGGUGUUCAGAUUCCAUGCGGGAUUUAUAAAAAGGAUCAAAAAUAUUAAAUUACUAUAGUCUGCGUGCCACGACUUGAAAUUUCACGGAACGACAUUCCGCUGUUCCGCUGCGUGUGUUCGCGAAUCGUCUUUCGAAUCAAGGAAUCAAGGUCACGAUUUCAACUAGUUGGCUGUGGGAGCACAUGAAAGUAGAGUACCUCAAUAAAAGAAAAAAAAAAAUUUAAAACGCGACAAAGGUUUGCAUAGACGCACAGCGGAAUGUCUUUCCGUGAAAUUCCAAGUCGUGGUACACAGGCUAUAUUUUUUAAUUGUUAUUAAUGAUACCGACUGUUCGAGCUUUUUUUGCAUAUAAUUUUUGGCUUAGUUUGAUAGAACUUUUUAUGUUACAACUUUUUUUUGUAGAACAAGGAAAUUCCAAAGUUCGGAAAUAAUGAGUUUUAUUGAAGGCGCACGCAGGGGUGCACAUCGAGAGCAUCGAAACGAAGCGCUGGAAGGGCUUCUGUAGCUCUGAAGAAACUGGAAAUCGUGACAAGCUGGCGCGGAAUGACCUAUCUUUUCUACAUUUAAAAUUUAUAACUUUCUUUCUAGUCGCCUAUCUACGGUAG
Messenger RNA from Caenorhabditis auriculariae, 4765 nucleotides. The record is from the annotation of a GenBank genome assembly. Lineage: Eukaryota; Metazoa; Nematoda; Chromadorea; Rhabditida; Rhabditidae.